AUGCUCCCCCGCACCAUUGCCCGCACCGCCAGACCUAUCGUUGCCCCCACAGCCGCCUGUCCCUUCUGCGAGAUCCGCGCCCUCUUCGGCAGCCCAAUCCGCCGCAAUGCACCAUCGAGACGUUACGCCGCCCCUCGCGGGAAGCCUUCCUCUCCUCGGAAGUCGCAAUUCACCAAAAGCAGAGAGUGGCGGCAAAGGGGACGCAUACUCACCGAAGAAGACAAGGCCAAACAAGCCGAGGCAGAGGCUGCCCUUGAGGCCGCCUAUCAUCGGGGCCGCUUCCCCGAGCCUCGCCGUCUGGCAGAGGCGAACAGCGCCGGCUUCUUGAGGACGUCACCAAAGGAUGCUCACUGGGCGCUGGCGAAGUUUGAGUCCUUUGGGAUCGAUCCGGCAACACGGAAUGUUAGGAUGCUUGGAGAGUCGCUGGGCGAGGCCCUGGGACAGACGGAAGAAGCUGGGCUGAGGGACUUGACUGCGCUGGGACGGAUCUGUCUCAGAAGUCUGAACCCCGUGCAGCGGUUGCUGGGAAAGAGGCUGUUGAUAGCGCUCUCUAAUGCUGGGGAGGCUUCCGCAACCGUUUCUCUGCUUGGCACUGCGCUCCAGCAAGACAGAGCCCUUGGACCAACAACCGCUCAGGAGGCUCUCCGCCUACCCGAGAUGAGGAAGGUCCAGGAACAACUGAACACGAUCGUCAAGCAAGGCGACAACCCUCAAGCAAUGAUUCUCAAGGCCGAGAUCUUAUACUCCGAAGGCGACAUACCUAAAGCCAAAGCGAUGUUCGAAGCCGCCAUCAGCUAUCUCAACAAACAAAAAGAUGCAGAGCAAGCCCGUAUGGCACAAGAGGAAGACGAAGACGUCGGGACAGACGCCGAAGCAGUACCCAACGACGACAUCGACCGUCCUCUCAACGCCGCCUGGCUCGGGCUGGGCCGUUUGCUCCUCCAUCAGGGCGACGUAGACGGCGCAAAAGCAGCGUUCGAGGAAGGCGCCUUCAAGCACAACGAUGCCGAGGCGUAUCAUGUCCUUUCCGGACUGGAGCCCCUGUAUUCCUCCAAGUGGGUCGAAUACAAUACCAAGGCCGCGGCGGCCGGCAACGCUCUUUCAGCCAAGUACCUCGGCGACUUCUAUACUCUGUCACCAGCCGCGGUGGCGAAGCUCGAGGAUGCGGACGUCAAGCAGGAGCUCGCUAGACAGUUCCAGACAUCCAAUCUCGAGCGGUGGACCCGGCCAUUCCUCCCCUCCUUACUCGUCCGGCUGCUCCAGCAGGUGAAAAUCUUCUAUCCCCCCACCGCCGCCCGCAUCGACUAUGGUCUCUCCUGGCUCGCCAUCGCCGCAACCUCACCUCCCACGCCGAACGGUCUAUCAAAACUCGUGCCGGCCUCAAUCACAAUCGCCAAGACCUACAUCCGCCACGCCGACACCUUCGCCGCCGCCGCCGCCGCCGACAGGUCCCCAAUCUCCGAACCGGGCAAGCGCUCCAGAAAGCCGAUCUCCGGUGGUAACAGCGCCUCAGACUCCGCCGAGACCAACGUCUCCCUCGCAUUCAUAAACCCCCUGAACCUGCUCGCGACCGUCAAAGGCCCCGCCGUCGGCGCGUACGACCGCACCUCAUCGCUCCUCUGCGCCUACCAAUGGCUCAACUCGCUCUCCCUCCUGCGGGGCAACCCCCACUACGAGCGCACCUACCCCGACAUCGCCACCGAAGUCGCAACAUUACACGCAGCCGUAGCAGCGGAGCUGAAAGCGGCAGGCCUCUCAGACGAGCACCUGGCGAGUUCUUCCCGCUUCCAGAAUUUCCGCGCCCUAUGCCAGUGGAACUUAUUGUGGGCCGAGUGGCAGAAGUACCAUGCGGAGAGGGGGACGCCCGAGCGGGUCGGCACGAAGGAGGAGUUUCAGCGCGCGGCGGACAUCGCGGCUUUGUUGGCUGCCGUGUUCAGCCUCACGCUGUUUUGGACGCUGAUGUGGCCGGAGCACUUCAAGGCUCGGUUCCGGACGAGGAAGCAGAAGAAGGAGGAGGAGGAGGAGAAGAAGAGGGAGGAAGAGGAGAAGAAGAAGAGGGAGGGGCCUGAUGGUGGGGAGGUGGAUCGAGACCGGGUUUGGCGGCCCACGCUGGCACAUGGUUUUGUAAAGGAGAGGUGGGGAUGGAGCUAG
Molecule: messenger RNA, 2151 nt
Organism: Coniosporium apollinis CBS 100218
Lineage: Eukaryota; Fungi; Ascomycota; Dothideomycetes
Exons: 1
Coding region: 1-2151 (716 amino acids)
Molecular function (GO): protein binding
Source: RefSeq, a predicted model, not a curated record